Molecule: messenger RNA, 598 nt
Organism: Macrobrachium nipponense
Lineage: Eukaryota; Metazoa; Arthropoda; Malacostraca; Decapoda; Palaemonidae
Exons: 4
Coding region: 119-463 (114 amino acids)
Cellular component (GO): extracellular region
Molecular function (GO): peptidase inhibitor activity
Source: RefSeq, a predicted model, not a curated record
CAAACGGCUUCGCUAGUGGAGAGUAUAAAGGUAGCGGAGGCUCAGCCGAAGACAGACUUCAACUGUCACUUGAGCGAGUUCAGACUCUCCAGUCUACGGUCACUGUCCUCUUGUCAAAAUGGUCCGUCUGGUUCUGUUAUUUGCCAUGGUGGCCGUGGCCGCCUCCAAUGGGGUCCGCCCUAUCAGACCCAUACCACCACCACCCAAGGACUGCGUCCACUGGUGCACAAACCCCCUCACCAACAGCAAAUACUGCUGCAACGAUGGAACUGGGCCUCAGUUCUCGGUUGAAGAGCAUCCAGGUAAAUGUCCCGAGCACAGGCCAUUCUGUCCACGUGAUGGUGUCACCGCUGGGCCAGCUCUAUGUGCUCACGAUGGCUACUGCAAAAACCCUGGCUCCAAAUGCUGCUGGGACACCUGUCUUAAGCAUCACACCUGCAAACCUGCAAGGAUCUCACACUAAUAAGAUCUGCAAUUCUUGUGUUUAGUUAAUCAGACAUUUUCUGAGUUUUGAAGUUCCUAGAUUGAUUUGAAUUGCUUCAUUGUUAUGCUUUCAUUGUGUAUGUUAUUAAGAGCAUUAUUAGAAAUAAAAUUGAAA